Messenger RNA from Thalassophryne amazonica, 5456 nucleotides. It is a transcript of the gene shisa7a, whose product is annotated as protein shisa-7. The transcript is spliced from 6 exons. Gene Ontology annotation, biological process: regulation of AMPA receptor activity; regulation of short-term neuronal synaptic plasticity. Gene Ontology annotation, cellular component: postsynaptic density; postsynaptic membrane; AMPA glutamate receptor complex. The record is from RefSeq and is a predicted model, not a curated record. The coding region runs from base 79 to 2169 and encodes 696 amino acids. Lineage: Eukaryota; Metazoa; Chordata; Actinopteri; Batrachoidiformes; Batrachoididae.
UCUGAGCUGCAAAAGCGGAUACAGAGUUGUAACUGCAUUGAGUCAACAACAGAAAAUAGAUCUCUUAGUCAUGUAAAGAUGACACCCACAGCCAAUCUCCGAAUCCUCACUGUCUCCCUGCUCUCCCUCCUAACUGCCCAGUUUACUACCAUUGUGGAGACCUCUCCUCCCGCCCCUCCUCAGCUCACAAACCGUCCAGGGAGGUCAUUCACUGAAGAGCCCAUGUCAGCCCCCAACCCCACACUCAUGCCCCUCCUUCAGCCCAAAAUCCAGCCAGCUGCUCUCCAAAGUAGGAACAAAGGCCCAGAGAAACUCCCAGAAACUGUAGAGGGUGUUCUGGAGGCACCUCCAAGACCUCUGCCCCAAAUCAUGUUCCUCAAAAAUGUCACAUCAUCAGAUGCCUUUGCACCUCCCCUAGGUGCAGUCCAAGCUGUGCCUGCAACGCCACGUCUUCUGAUAGAUGUGGAUGUAUGUCGUGGUUACUAUGACGUCAUGGGACAUUUUGACAGUGCUUUCAAUUGCUCCAAGGACACCUUCAUCUACUGCUGUGGGACAUGCCACUACCGUUUCUGCUGCCCAGAACGGAGCAGGCAGCUGAACCAAGACAGCUGUAAGAACUACGACUCUCCAGACUGGGCCAAGUCACAGACGGAACUCAUGAUUUUACCGGAUGAUAUGGGUAACGAACCAGAGUCUGAUCCCCUCAGGCAGCAGAGUCACAACACAGGCUUCGUUAUUGGUGGUGUCGUCGUGUUCAUGGUGGUUGUAGCUGUGGGCAUCAAGGUGGUGUUCAACAAGGUGCAACAUGAAGCCAACCAGAGAGAUCUCAACAUGCCCAGAGCCCUCGUCGACAUGUUGCGGCAUCAAUCAAACCCAGUCCAGCAGGAUGAGAGGAACAACAGCGUCGCUAUGACUGUAGGAGAUGGAACAGGAACACUGGGGAGAGCUCCGAAAAACCUUUACGCUCCAGGACUACCAAGCAAAGACAACAGAUUGGGCAAUUUGCAACACAAUUUCAUCCACUCAUCAGGUUCCAGCCCCAAACACACUGCAACUAUUGAACGCACCCCUCGAAUGAACAAUGCUCAGCUGGUGACUGGAGGCACUUUGCUCUCCAGCAAGCACAACAACACUAAAUCUCAGCCCUCGUUCCAUCAUUCCCUGCACAACCUGGCCCAGCUGCCCCCCUCCUAUGAGAGCGCCACCAAGCCUGAGCUGAACAGAUACUCCUCGCUCAAACGUCUCGAAAAAGGUCUGGAUGAGUACUCAUCUGGUUACUGUACCACAAAGCGCCGGCCUCACACAGCCCAGCCAGCCCUGCAGUCCUCUCAGCACCACCUCCACUGGGGAGGGGACUACACCCUUAGUGGUAGAGGAACGCUCCCCAGGCAUGCAGCACGUCCCUGGAUCCCACCACCACCUACUGCCAUGCCGGCCUCGCCCACACCCAACCCUUACCCUUUGGAUCCUCCUGAACCCCAGUACAAUCCCAACUACGACACUCUCUCCAAGCCACCAAGGAAGGUCAAGUCUACAGAUCAGCUGCUCAACAUGGGUGAUGUCCCUGGAAACACAGGGACCCUGUCCCGUCUGUCUAAGAACCAACAGCAUCAGUAUUAUAAAGCAAUGGCAGCCUCCAAUAAGAACUCAAACACGCAGACCCUCACCCGAAAGUCUCAAGAGAGGCAGGAGAGACAGGAACGCCUGCUUAUGUCCCCAGACCAUUUGGAAGAGAGGAUGGGUGUCAGCGGCAUAGGGGUUGUUGAUCCAUACGCCCCCCACACGGGAGGGAUGGUCCCCACGCUGCCUCGGCAGCAGAAGGCUCAAUCCCAGCAGAACGUCUGCGCCACGCCCUCCCUCGACCGACACCACAUGAUAAAAAUGAACUCUCAUCCCACAUCUGGAAGAGAGCAGGAGAGGAACACAGCCAUGACAGGACACAUGGGCGGUGGCAUGGGUUGGGCUGGGGAGAUGCCUGGGGCUGGGGUAGUAAUGGGAACAGGAACACUAGGGGGUCACAGCGCUAGGAGGAUGGCUUUUGCAGCGAAAAGGCAGAACACCAUUGAGCAGCUACAUUUCAUACCAGGAGGGGGCGGUGGGGGCUCAGGAGGAGGUGGCAGGGGAGACCAGGGGAUCAGGACAGGGAGCAAAAAUGAGGUGACAGUGUGAGAUUUUGUGCCUAAUAUGGAACUUUGUCAAAGGUUUUGGAAUAGAUCACUCUUCUGCAUUUAUCUAUUAGAUUAACUACAAAUAAUAUAAUGCAUAGAAUUAAAUCUUAAAGUAUAGUAAAAUGUGUUUAGGCUAAACAAAUUCGUGUUAUAUUGUAAUUAGUUUAAUUAUGAGAAUUAAAAUAUUAAAUUAUAAAUCUCAGUGGAGAACAUCUGUUCCAAUUAUGUGAUAGUUUACAUCAGCUAUAUUUUGUAAGAAUUUGCCAUAUUGCCAUAUACAGUGGUGCCAUUAUUUGUAAAAAGACUGACAAGAAUGGUGAAACGACCAACAAAGACGUCAUUCAUAAUUUUUUUUUUUGUUUUAUUUUUCAAAAAGUACUCAGGAGCCAUAUUAGACAGGGAACCAGAUGAUUUUUUUUAAUAAAAAAAAAAAGAGUGGACGAGUGCCAUAAAGCAGAGGACUGUGCGGGGUAUUGGAUCGCCAAUUUUGGACAAAGGAGCCAACUACAUACUGGAUUGUUGCUUAAACCUGUCCAACAACAAUUUGUUAAACCGAAUUUUGUGGAUGAACUGUGCAAUGGACUCGGCUGAAUGAGUCACGUGAGUGGUGAAGGAUUUUGGACAUCUGACAUUCUGCUUCUGGACCAUCCUCAUCCGGACCCGCUGAGACAGAACUGAGUUUUGUUGCUUCUGAUACAAAUGAGUGGAAAAAGGGGCUGUUUUUGGAGUUUGAACUCCUCUGACAGGAACCAUGCAGCCUUGCCCCGUAAAUAUCCUGCACCUGAUUCAAACUGUGCCUGGGUUGCCUACUUUCCCAUGUGACCUUAGAUGAAGUCAGCAGAGGGCAGAAUGCUCAUACUCUAAACACUGUUACACCGAGGAAGUGUAAUGUUUGAUUACUCUGUGGGUGAGCGUUCCCUCGUCUUUUAGAUCAGGACUGACUUGUAAAAACAAUGGGCUACCAAAUAAUACAGAGCCAUCGAUGUUAUUAGAAACAAAAGUAGACAUAUAAUAGAGAAAAGAUACGUUAGCACACUAAUGUAAUGGAAACUUGCGUUAGAUUGUGCAAGAAGAGCAUAGUUUUGAUGUUAUUUUAUUUUUACAGGACACAGCUGAAUACAGCGUGACGCAGAGGUUGCACUUACACAACUGUCCUUCAAAGCCAUUUUACGGAGAUACAAAGAAAAUAUCACGGAGAAAGCUGACUUGACAAUCACCUUUUUAUUAUAAUUGCCGGGUGACGAAGUGUGCAAGUCAGUGAUAUUUGUACAGUUAAAGAACAGGCUUCAAGUUUUUAGGCAGAAACCUCUAAGUCAGGCUGCGGGGGCGACCAGAGGCCUUCACCUGCAUGACUCCAUGUGCUGUAAGAGACUCGGAUGGUUAGGAAGCCCUUCCCAUCCUCAAAUGAUGACCUUGCUGUAUCAUAACGCAAUUCAGACAGUAUGGGUUAAAAAAGAAAAUGAAAAAGACUAAAAAAACCAACAUCAAUAACAAUGCUUAUCAAUACCAAGGGCUAUCCUAUCCUAUAUACUGUAAAAUGUGAUAUCUGUGGUCCAUAUACAAUGCUAUCUCUUUCUCUUGAUUUUGUGUUGAUAUUGUCAUGACGUAUUAAGUAUUAAUGUGUUAAAAAAAAAAAAAAAAAAAAAGAGCAAAUUAAGCACACUUCAAAGGAGACACAAACUUUUGCACAAAUCUACAGCUCCCCCCCACCCACACACACAGUAUUUGCAGGAGGUACAAACACACUUCCUAUUAUGUCCUCAUAGUUUACAUUCUCAAAAAGCAUGGCUGAAGGUGCAACAGCUCAAAGGGAAUCCAACUGUAUUGAAAAUGGAUUUGUUUAUUUUAAUUGGAAAAAUAUAUAUUUAUGUCAAGACACUGACACAGAUGGAGUGCUGAAAAACAAAAAUGUGGAUUUCAUUUGGACAAUCUUCCUAUACACCGUGCUAAAUGUAGUCGUUCUCAAUAUGAUGGAGUGUUAAUAUUAAUACUUAUUAUAACUGUUAUGGUUAUUAUUAACGAUUAUCUUAUGAUGUGAUGUUCUUUUACUUGGUGGGAUUUAAAUGUUUAUUGUUUUUUUUAGAUAAUUAGCAUUCUCAUGACUGGUUGUUUUUUCACACAUCUGGUCAUAAUGUCGACUUUAAAAGAAAAGAAAAAGGAAACAACAACAACAUUCCGACUCUUAAUGCAUGCCAGCUCCAUUUCACUGAGAGGCGUUUACAGUAUACCUGGAUUCCACGUCAUUCAUGAUGUUGGCCAAUUUCCCAGCUGUAUGUACUGUGCCUAGACAUUGGUCUUAUGACUUUUUGAUCUGAGUGAUUAUUGAGGAACAAAAAAGUCACCUGAAGAAAAAAAAAAAGAUUCUGCAGCCUUAUAACCAUGUGUGUAGACAGCAGUCUUUGAGGAAUAGUUUGUGUGGAAGAUGGGCCAGACGUUAUUAACACCAUCAGACUAGAGACAGUCUGUUGUCUCCACUGCAGCAGCCUGACCCCAAAAUCCUAUGGGUUGUACACACUACCCAUGAUGCCAUAGUGUAUGUAUGUUUGGAUGAAUGUUUUUUACACAAGUUGGAGAAACAGAGGUCUGGUGGACACCUGAAUGCUUUGAGUACAGUGUCUUUUUCAGGGAAUUAGGACAGGUGACAUACUUUUACGUAUUAGACUUUUUAUAAUAGAGCCACAAAAGGUCUGUAGCAAAGUCUGUAAUAUCUCACAAGCCAUAUCCAUUGAAACUCAUCUAUCACAGUUUUAUAAAUGGUUUAUCUAAUUUGUGCAAGUAUUGUAUUUUGUAUAGCUAGUACAAUCAGAAUAUUUUGAGUGAUCUCUUCUGCAUUGAUUUAAGGAUUCAACAAAUUAUGUGUUAGUAUUUGAUGAACUGUACAGUGCCGAUCUCAUGACAUUUUGCCACCUUUCUAUAACGUCACAGUCAUUGACAUGGCUGCAAGGGUAUUUCUUUUUCAUAACUGAGAAGAUAAUACAUGAGAAUGAAAUGCUAAACACAGGAUUUGUGGAGAGAAAUGAAUGAAUAUGGUGCAUGUUUUUACCAUUAUGAAUUCAUUCAGAUUGUGGAUGGUUAUAGGCCACUUGAGAUAGAUAUAUAUAUAUAUAUAUAUAUAUAUAUAUAUAUAUAUAUGGAUGCAUGCACACAAUGUGCAGUAUUGGAGUUCAUGGAUGUAUUUUCAUGCCUAGAAAAUGAAAAGCAACUCUUUUGUUAUUGUUGAGUGCAUUGCUGCCCUUGGGCACAGCAUUAAAUUACAAAGAAUUUGCACAAUAAAGUUGGUGGGGAAAA